AGAGGACACAAAUCGAACGCGUUGUCACUUGUUCCUCCAAACCUCGACAUAGCCUGUCGUUGUGCACGACCGGGCAUCAGAUCCUGUGCAUAAUUAUGAUGAUCUUCGUCUUCUUCUCAAAGCGAUUUUUGCAGCUCGUUGCUGCAGGAGCCAGUGUUGGAUUAGCAGACUGUGCAGGGAACAAGAACGCAGCUGCGCGACCUCGACGACGCCCACCACAGUUCGAGGAAACAGUGUCCGUGAAGCCACUCGGUGGUUUGCGAAGUUCGCAGUCGGACCACGAUCAUGAUGUUUUUGACCUGGCGGGGGCAUUGAAGAAUUAUGACUCACUCGGUCGAAAUGAGCGACGAGAUCAAGAAGAUACCAACAAAUUGAAAUUCGACUCGACGGAAGGAAACAACGACGAGGAGUUCCUCGUCCGUCUGCAAUUUGCGACAGUUACAGAUAACACACGGAGCAGCAAAACCCCGGCCGGCACCUGCAGUUCAAGUUCUACUACAGAUCAUGCUGUCACCAGGUCGUCCUUUUCGUCAUCAGAAGAUAACAAGGCAGCAUCGUCCGGCGCGAACGGUGGUGAAGACCCUUCAACAUUACGAGGACCGUUAUCAUCAUCAUCAUCAUCAUCAUCUACUUCACCAUUUCAACAGAAAGCGCUGGAGCAGAUUUUUGCCUCCGAUGCCAACCUGCAGGAGUUUGAGGCGUCUCUAACGCAAGGACGGGUAGUAGUAAACGAGGUUGAUAACAGGAGUGCAGCUCCGAAAAGAAGCAUGAAACUCAACUUUCCAACCUUCCCUCCCGGUGCAACGCUUCUUGCGACCUCCGUGUCCUCCUUGGAUUGGAGCAAGCUCGUGUUUCAGCUGUCUGGGCUGCUGUGCUACGCAUGGGAAAUAAAGUAUCGCUAAUAUCGCACUAGUAGAAUCUGCAUGACAGCAAGGAGUUUUAUUCCCGCAAAGUUGAGAAAUGGUGCUAGCUUGGAGUGCUAGAGUUCAGUAGUUUCUUUCAGUUUCAGACCGAGAUCAAUGUUUUAUUUUAAAGAAAAAGCAGUAUAUUGAUACGAACGAGUGCGAUACAGCUUUUGCACUUGAUACGCGUGCGUCUUUUGAAGCCAUGGACACGGGGCAUACCGGGUACGAGUGGAUUCAACCCGUGGAGAUUUUGCAGCACACGACCGGCGGUGUCAAUUUGCCAAAAAAAUCCUUGAGGAAACACGAAACCGCGAGAGCAGCAACAGGAACAGCAGCCCCACCUCCUCCAGAGGAAAUAGAUUUGCCUACUCGUCGUGCUGCCCCACCGCGGCGGCGGUUUUACAUGACCCUUCCCUACGAGCCAGUGUGCACCGAGAACCUGACUCCCUGGCUCCGCUUGCUGCCCUGCCGCAAGGAGGCGGGCAUCGCGCAAUUUUUGGGCGGCAAGGAACGAAGUCUCACCUUUGCCCGCGCACGAUAUUUCUCGCUCACGUUCAAGGCUACGCGCCAGGGCAGGGUCGAAUUGGCGCUAACGGCAGUGUUGAAGCGACCGGAAAUGGAGGCACUGGUGGUGCAGGAUAUCAUCGGAAGCUUGCGUAGCUAUGAAGAGCUACGUCGAAAUGUUGAUAAGAACGCAUCAGCGACUACGACUGCAGCAAGACCAACAAGAACUUCUGCAAGAAAUCGGCUUUCAUCCUUUCGCCCAUGCUCCGCGAGCAAGUUUCCGCCGACGGUAAUCGUUGAAAGCCCACUUGUUCCUUCCACUUCUGCUGCAGGAGCUGCGACUUCUCUGAUUAUUUCUUCUACGACUCAUUCCCUGGAUGAGGUUAGCGCCGCAUUGCUGCGAAGUCGAUGGAACCGAACUACUAAACCAAACGUCGAAGUGCAAGAAGUCGAAGAUCAGGAACACGGGGACGCUAGUAAAGGAGCCACGAGCAGAAGAACAAGAGCCCAGAACUACUACCCUAGACCACAUCUAGAAUCGCUCACCGUCGCGGACCUGCGUGGGAUGCUGCAAGGUGGAGCAUCUUCACCUUCAGCUGCGAGAACGCUCGUGGCAAGAACUGGUAGUGCUGCUAGAAAUAACUCUAUUUCCGAGAAGAACCAGGAAAAGCUUCAUCAAGAGCAGCGUGACGAAGGCGCCAGUGGUGCGCCGGCCACACGAAGGAACGAAUCACUAUCGCCCACGACCGUUGCAGAAGACGGACAGGUUGUGGGCAGCUCCUCAGCUUCUGCCUCUGGUGCUGGAGGCCAAGUGCAUGUUGAUACAGAAGGUGAGGCAGCAAGAAAUAUUAAAAGCGGCCAUCGUAUCGUUAUCGCCGAAAACGAAGUUGUCUCCCCGACCGUGAUACGUCAAAUCUUGCCGGGGGCGCAGGGGUCCCCCAGAAGUGACGGCCUGUGGCGGUUUCAAGUGCUGUUUCCGGAAGGAACGUGGUCUACUACUUCACAGGAGGUAUUAGAUGGCGACGUCGCUGUAACAGGGGGGUAUCAUGGUCAUGAAGGACGAGAGGAAAAAACAAAAGGAAGAGCAACUACGCCUGAAAGUAGAGACCGGCACCUAGCGGCACAACGACAAACUGUAGUUGGAGACGAGACCACUAGUGGUCGCAGGAGCUCAACAUCUCACUAUCCCACUAUCUCCGGCAUUACGGUCACCGAGUCGCUACCCUACUUCUUGCAACCCCUGUGGAGCACGUCUAUGGUGGUGGUGAAGAGUAGAAGUAGUUCACCAGCAGGAGCUCUGGUAGAAGAAGAAGUAGAACAAACGCGAGACGUUGAAGAAACUGAACAGACCUACAGUGCCGAGAGAGCACUGGACAAAGUGCAACUGCGUCUCCGCGCUCGCAGAGAGAAAAAGGGGCAGCUGGUGUUUGAUUUCUUCGUACCAAAUGUUGCUGUUGGACGAGGAGGGAGCAUGACAACUUUCACCGUCCACCUGGUCAAGCGGUUUGUGCAUACGGACGAUUUCUCCUUUGCCAGUGAAAAGGGCUUCGAUGUGGGGUCCGCUGCGUGGCAAAUCGUCACGAGAAGUGCGACUCCAUCUCUUCGAAUAAAUAGCGACAGAAAUAAGCCUGUUGAUACGCUGCUCGUGCCACAAGAAGCUGCUCCAGCUGACGCACAAGAACAUCAAGAAAUCUUCUUCACAACCGGUGCCCUUGUGAUGGUGCAGAUGCCAGACUUUUCCAUGCCCUUCAAUGUGGUCUGCCUCGCAUCCACUUUUGCCACGUUUUUCUUUUCGCAGCUCUUCCGGUUCACCACGGCGCCAGUUAUCUAGCGAGGGCUUGUGGUUAUUUCGUCAGUUGCGGCUGCACAGGGACAGUCUCAUCUCUAUCCUCUUCUACUCUUACGUUCAUUUCCAUGCAGAAUAAGAAAGUAAUUUUUGUUGUGAUAACGCUGAAUCAAGAAAGAAUGAACAGUGCAGCAGGUGGCUGCUAUAUGUAAAUGUGAG
This is a messenger RNA of Amoebophrya sp. A120, 3414 nucleotides long. Lineage: Eukaryota; Dinophyceae; Syndiniales; Amoebophryaceae. The record is from the annotation of a GenBank genome assembly.